AUGACAAUAGUGAAUAUGGAUUAUCAUCGUUCUUCUAGUCAAUAUCAUCAGCAAUCAUCAAUUUCAACUACUUGUCAAUCAUCAAUAACAACAAUAACAUUGUCUAAAUCUAAACUGGCCGGAAAUACCAUUAUGCAACAAUCAUCUUCAUUUUAUGCAG
This is a messenger RNA of Loa loa (African eye worm), 160 nucleotides long. RefSeq lists its product as hypothetical. The transcript has a single exon. Lineage: Eukaryota; Metazoa; Nematoda; Chromadorea; Rhabditida; Onchocercidae. The annotation marks the transcript as partial. The record is from RefSeq and is a predicted model, not a curated record.